Olea europaea var. sylvestris is the source of this 1873-nucleotide messenger RNA. RefSeq names its product growth-regulating factor 1-like. The transcript has 4 exons. Gene Ontology annotation, cellular component: nucleus. Gene Ontology annotation, molecular function: ATP binding. Bases 130 to 1593 code for a protein of 487 amino acids. Gene Ontology annotation, biological process: DNA-templated transcription; developmental process; regulation of DNA-templated transcription. NCBI's taxonomy places the organism in Eukaryota, Viridiplantae, Streptophyta, Magnoliopsida, Lamiales, Oleaceae. The record is from RefSeq and is a predicted model, not a curated record.
CUUGUCGUUGAAAUCUCCCUAGAAAACUCUUUCUUCAGUAGCACCUUUUCUCUUCCAACUCGUUGCUUGCAAUGGACUAAAUGCUCUCGUGCAUAAGUAUUCUCAUAAACCUUUCUCUUUCCAUCAAAAAUGGAUUUUGGGGUGAUUACACACCAAGACCCCUCUCCAAAGCCUGCUGGUCCAGAUUCAACUGAACCCAGCAAUGGCAAACGCCAUGGAUCUGGAAAUCUGAAGCAAGACAGAUCAGAAAAUGCAGAGGAUACCCGCAAGGAAUCAAAAAUCGCUAGAACUACUUUUGGAAUAUUCGAUCUAUGGCCAUCAGGGUGUGAUGAUGGCCAGAAAAUGCUUUCAUUUUCUUCUGCUGAUCUGCAUUCCAAUGGUAGAAAUGACACAAAAUAUUACAGCAGAACAGGAGGAGAGUUGAAUGUAGGUAUGCAUGGCUCUGUUGCUAGAUUCAGGGGACCAUUUACUCCCGCUCAAUGGAUGGAGCUGGAACACCAGGCAUUGAUCUAUAAACACAUGUUGGCAAAUGUUCCGGUUCCUUACAACUUAAUUAUGCCUCUCCUAAGAUCCCUCUACCCAUAUGCUACAUCUGGAUCUUAUGCCUCAAAUAGUUUGGGAUGGGGUCCUCUCCAUUUAGGUUUCUCUGGCAGCAACGAUCCUGAGCCUGGGAGGUGUCGGAGGACGGAUGGAAAGAAGUGGCGGUGCUCGAAAGAUGCUGUUCCUGAUCAGAAGUACUGUGAAAGGCACAUCAAUAGAGGCCGCAACCGUUCAAGAAAGCCUGUGGAAGGCCUGAAAGGCCACGCUGUCUCUGGAUCCACUACAAAUGUGGCACCGAUUGCUUCCUCCUCAUCAGCAUCGGUGAUGUCCAGCAGCAUUGUAUCUAACAAUCUUGGAUCCAUGCCAAACCGACUCAAUUCCUUCGAGUCAUACACUGCCAAGGCUUCCAACAACUACCUUGUUAACAGUGACAACAAACAUGCAUACGGCAGAACUCAAAAAUUCCAAAGCCUCACGUUGACACCCACCUCUAUCAAUCCGAAGCCUAAAGAAGCGCCAUUUUCCUUUCAAAAGCAGCAUGCUCCAUUUGAAGAAUUUUCUCACUUGGAGUUUGGAGUGAACUCUGAUUCCCGAGUCAAUCCUUCAACAAAAUUUUCUUAUGUGAAUACUACAAAUCCUAAUUCUUUCCUGGAUCUAGAAUCGAAUGACCAAAAUCUGGUAAGCCAAUUUAUUGACUCAACAGACCGAUCUGAUCUUACCUCUGUCUCAUGGCCUAAAAAACUGAAAUCAGAUUGGACCCAGCUUUCAAUUUCGCCAAUGGCUCCUCCAGAUUUUUCUCUACCCCCAAAUUCUCCUCCACAGUCAAAGGCUACCAUCAUGCCUUUACUACUAUCUCCUGAGCUGGACCCAGUUCAGAUGAGCUUGGGCAUUAAUACUAUUGAUGAAUCAAAUCAUAAGCAAUCGACUUGGUUACCAGUUUCUUGGGGAAUCUCAAUGGGCGGUCCAUUAGGGGAGGUCUUGACCAGCACAUCAACUAACGCAGGAGUAGGCAAUAAUUCGACCGUUUUGAACCUCAUGACUGAAGCCGGGUAAAGUAGCCCUCAGCGGGAUCUUCCCUGACACGAGUCUUGCAGAUGUCGACUUUUGUCUUGUUUUAGUAGGCUAGUUGAAGGUAUUGGUGGAGAUGUUUUCUUUAGUUUCUUUCAUCCGUCUGUGCAAGUGUUCUUAGUGCAGAAACCUAAUCAAACUUGAAGCUGAACUCAAUGCUGGUUCACUGUUCACAAUCAUCAGUCAUCUGUGUUCUAUAAUUUACCUUAUCGAGUAACAUUUUGUGUCAUUUUAACCUUGAUCGGAAGUCUUAGUCAUUUGCCAA